Molecule: messenger RNA, 2106 nt
Organism: Daucus carota subsp. sativus
Lineage: Eukaryota; Viridiplantae; Streptophyta; Magnoliopsida; Apiales; Apiaceae
Product: DNA polymerase epsilon subunit B
Exons: 13
Coding region: 131-1714 (527 amino acids)
Biological process (GO): error-prone translesion synthesis; DNA-templated DNA replication
Cellular component (GO): epsilon DNA polymerase complex
Molecular function (GO): DNA binding
Source: RefSeq, a predicted model, not a curated record
CUCAAAGGCGGCUCAUAACGCAAUAAUUUUCCCGCUCUUUUCUUUUCUCUCUACAACAUCUCUUUCCCUGCCUCUCUCUCGCUCUCCCUCCCAUCUCUCUCUCGCUCUCUCUCCAAUCUCUCUCUCGAAGAUGAGCGCCGCAAUGAGAAAAUUGAUACAAAAGAAGUUCAAAAUGAGAGGCUACACUCUCAAAGUCGAAGCUUUAAACGAAAUCCUCCCUUUCUUAUCCAAAUUCAAAGACGCCGAAGACGAAGCCCUAGAUCUCCUCCUCGACGAGCUUCAGCAUCAAUCCUUGAAGUCAUCGAUUUUGGACAAGGAGAGUGUGAGUCGUGUUGUUAGUUUGUUGUUGGAAGCGGAGGCAGCUGCUGAGGAUACGCCAGCUAGUACUAGUGCUACUGGCGCUCUUCGUAUUAUUGAUGCAUUUAUUGUCCCCAAGUAUAGAUAUGAUCCGAUUAAGAAGAUCUUCUUGGAGCAUACGGGGAGGCUUCCAAUUCACGGAGAUGCUUCUGCAAAAGCAACGUUGUACAGAGAUAGAUUUUUGCUGUUGUUUCAAAGGCUUUCUCGGGACCCACAUUUCUCAAGGCCUGCAUUUGAUACUGAUUUGUCACAGUUUGGGAACUGUCAGAUAUCCCCAAUUCAAUCUCUGGUUGGGCGAACAGGAAAAUGCUGGGUGAUGGGAGUGAUAUCUCAGUUGGAAGAUGGACAUUUUUACUUGGAAGAUCUCACUGCAGCAGUUGAAAUCAAUCUGUCAAAUGCAAAGAUUACCACUGGAUUCUUUUCAGAGAACACUAUAGUUUUAGCAGAAGGGGAGAUGCUUCUGGAUGGGAUGUUUCAGGUCAAAACAUGUGGAUUUCCUCCUCUAGAAGACAGAGAGAAGUCAUCUGGAUUAUUUUCUGGAAUUGACUUCUUUGGUAGUGGUAAACUUGCAAAGGAGGAAACUCUGAGACUUGCAGAGCUGGAAACAAGGGCAGUAAAUGACAUGUUUGUCAUCCUUUCAGAUAUUUGGCUGGACAAUGAGGAUACAAUGAAGAACCUGCAGACCGUCCUUGAUGGUUAUGAGAAUGUAGAAGUGGUUCCUUCUCUUUUUGUUUUCAUGGGAAAUUUCUGCUCCCAUCCAUGUAACCUUUCUUUUAGUUCUUACUCAACAGUCAGAAUGCAAUUUGAGAAAUUGGGGCAAAUUAUUGCAGCUCAUAAUAGAUUGCUGGAACAUAGCAGGUUCUUGUUUAUCCCUGGGCCUGAUGAUGCAGGUCCUUCGACAGUUCUACCUAGGUGCCCUCUACCAAAUUAUCUAACUGAAGAGCUUCAGAAGCAUGUUCCAAAUGCUGUGUUUGGAAGUAAUCCAUGCAGAAUCAAGUUUUAUACCCAAGAGAUCGUAUUUUUCCGACAGGAUCUGCUAUACCGAAUGCGUAGGUCAUGUUUAAUGCCGCCUUCAUCAGAAGAAACAAGUGAUCCUUUUGAGCAUCUUGUUGCUACUAUAACUCAUCAAAGCCAUUUGUGUCCUCUUCCCCUAAGUAAACAACCCGUCAUCUGGAAUUAUGAUCAUUGUCUCCAUCUCUAUCCAACACCUCAUACGAUAGUAUUGGGUGAUAAAAGCGAGCAGAAGGCUUUCAAUUACACAGGAAUCACAUGCUUUAAUCCUGGUUCAUUUUCAAACGACAGCACCUUUGUUGCUUAUCGGCCUUGCACAAGGGAAGUUGAGUUGUCUUCCUUGUGAGCGAAGAAAGAUGACAAGGGAAUUCCAUUUAUACUGUACAAUAAUAGUUAGGUAGCAAUGUUAACCGAAAGAUGACAUGUCAGCCUCUGCAAGCUUCCGCAAUUGUUGUAGUUUUUGCAUUUUGUUGGGAAAUGUAAAAGAUGCAUUUCAAAUUUCAACCUCCGCUGAAUCGAAGUCAUCAGCUUUAGGAAGUCUUAGAAAUUUACCAUGUACUGUACGUUAUUUACCCUAUCUUUUACUUGUAGUCAUGUCGAGAUGUGUACUAGAAGUCCAAAGAAUCCUAGUUCCUCAGUGCCCAAAUGUGUCCUAAAUUUUUGACUCGUGUAUCCAACUUUCCGCAGCUUAUUAUUUGGUCCACUGAAACACAAAAUCUUAACUUUGUUGAAUAAUAA